This is a messenger RNA of Schistocerca gregaria, 2797 nucleotides long. Its product is annotated as sialin-like. Lineage: Eukaryota; Metazoa; Arthropoda; Insecta; Orthoptera; Acrididae. Gene Ontology annotation, molecular function: transmembrane transporter activity. The transcript has 11 exons. Gene Ontology annotation, biological process: monoatomic anion transport; transmembrane transport. The record is from RefSeq and is a predicted model, not a curated record. The coding region runs from base 99 to 1655 and encodes 518 amino acids.
AACGAGAGACACGGAAAAGGCGCACGCGCCGUGCAGUCAGUGGCGGGCCAGUCGCGGAAGAACUCUUCAGCAGGCGAGUUGUUUAUUUCAGCAACAGAAUGUCCACAGAUGUAACGAAGCCACCGCAGGAUAGCGAAGGGUUCUGGAAGACGCGCUACACGAUACUGGUGCUGAACACGCUGGCCAUGGCCAUCAGCUACGCGACGCGCGUCAACAUCUCGGUGGCCAUCGUCGACAUGGUCAACGGGACGGCGCUGCGGGAGAGAGAAGCCGCUGAAGGGAUCCAGCUGGUCCGUGAUCCAGACGCCUGUCCAGGGGAGCUGGUGGUGCUCGAGGAUGCCACAGGCCGCAGGGAUGGGGAAUUCAUUUGGGACAAGCAGAUGCAAGGAGAGAUCCUCGCAGGCUUCUACUACGGAUACACGAUUGGUCACAUCCCAGGAGGUGUGCUCGCUGACCGCUUCGGUGGUAAGGUCGUCUUGCUGGUCGGCAUUUUUGUCUCGUCUCUGCUGGCGAUUCUGACACCGCAGUCAGCGUGGGCUGGCUACUAUGUACUGUUUUUUAACAGGCUCUGUCAGGGACUCGCUCAGGGUGGCAUAAUACCAGCUAUACAGACGACUGUUUGCAGGUGGGCACCAGACCACGAAAGGAGCUUGUUUUCCAUUAUUUUCCUAGGGUUAUUUGUUGGGAGCCUGGUGUCCAUGGCGGCAACGGGCGCUCUGUGCGAGACAGCGAUUGGCUGGCCGCUUUCCUUUUACGUUUUUGGAGCCGUCGGUCUGCUGUGGAGUUUGUCUUGGUUCCUGCAGGCUGCGGAUUCACCGGCACAGCACCCGUACAUCGACCCAGUCGAACGCAGCUACAUCGAGGCUACGAUAAAGUCAGCUGCCAAGACAAAUCUGCCGGUGCCGUGGAAGAGUAUUUUGCUGACUCCAGCCAUCUGGGCCCUCAUCGCAGUCAUGGUCACUUCCGACAUGAGUUUCUACUUGCUGAUAACGUCGAUACCGCUGUACCUCGCCCAAGUCUUACAUUAUGACAUCCGAAGCAAUGGAAUCAUAUCGGCUAUUCCCCACAUCACUGGUACAGUUGGAAGUUUGGCAUUUGUAUGGUUUACCAACUUCCUGCUCCAAAAGAAAUUUGUAUCCAGAAUCUGGACUUUUCGCAUAAUAAAUGCGCUGGGUACGCUGGUGCCCGGAGCGGCGCUGGUCGUGGUGGCGCUGGUGGGCUGCGACGCCGCCACCGUCAUUGCGAUGCUAGCCAUCAGCGGCUUCUGCACCGCCGACUGCACGAGCUCCUACCUCAACAUGCAGAUAAUAGCACCCAACUACGCGGGCACCAUCGUCGGCAUCAUCAACAUGUUUGCCAAUCUGACGGGCAUCGCAGUCCCUUACAUCGUCGGCGCCUUCACCAACGCCAACCCAACGCGGACAGCUUGGAAUAACGUCUUCUACCUGUCGGCUGCAGUGGCCACCGUGUCGUACUUAGUCUACGCAGUGUUCACCACUACUGAUGAGCAGCCGUGGAACGUGCCACCCUCAGAAAGAGCACAGAAAGCAGACACCAAGGAAGGCAUCGAGAAUACAGCAUUUGACGAAGGCAUAACACAGAUUGCUGAUGGAGAUACGACGCAGCAAGCUCAUCUGAAAGCCAUCGUUCCUUAGGCUCCGUUCAAUGGAUACAAAUUCUAUGUACCAACGUGGUCGACGCAGCUGUGCAGCAUCGUCGUUGCGACAGACAUCACGAACUCCGUCAUUGAUGGAGAGAAAGACAGUGAAAGCAGCUGUUUCAUGCCCACAGCACCACGCAAACCGAAGAUUCCUUCCUGCGGCCUUACACAAUCAUCGUGACCAGAACCCCAGAAGUUACCAACUAUUGAAGCAGCCAUACGCACGGAGCUCGGCCUCGGCAGAACCAUCAGAAUGACUGGAAAGAUACUGCUAACAAUAUUUUUCAGUGGCUGCGUGACAAAUUAUGGUCAAAGUAUCAGCAACAGCACAAAUUUAUUUAUUCACAAAUUUAAAUCUAAAUUUAAUUUCAAAUACAUUGUUUCUACCUUUAUUAAAAGAAUUUUUGUCUUUUUUUAAGUUUCUGCUACUUAAUUGCCUCAUUAAUUUAUCUUGGUGUUCUUACUUGAAGUCUUUCUUCACUGAAAGUAAUAUUCGUCAGACAGUUUGCUAUACAAAGAGCCGACCUAUACAUAACAAAAAUAUGCAUUAAUGAUUAACUGUCGUUUAAAUACUAUCAACUAUUUGUGCGUACUCAUGCUAAAUGUAACAUCAUGAAGUUGACAAGAGUAUUUUUACUUUGGAAAACUAAGAUGGUUUCUCAGUUAUAUUAAAUAGCUGCAUUUAAAUCUUAUCACGAACUUAGUAUCUUCAUAAUCACACUGUACAAAUGGUUCAAAUGCCUCUGAGCACUAUGGGACUUAACAGCUAAGAUCAUCAGUCCCCUAGAACUUAGAACUACUUAAACCUAACUAACCUAAGGACAUCACAUACGCCCAUGGCCGAGGCAGGAUUCGAACCUGCGAGCGCAGCGGUCGCGCGGUUCCAGACUGAAGCGCCUAGAACCGCUCGGCCACUCACGCCGGCAAUCACACUGUUAUUCAUCACAAGUAACAGUUAAGUUGAAUAUUGCUAUUUGUCGUGCGGUGUUCAGGAAUUUUCAUCCCUAAAUCUAAAUGAGUUAAUCUGUAGUAGAUGUGUUUUUAAUUUAUUUACAAGGGUGUGCUGAAAAGUAAUGCCUCCGAAUGGUUUAUGUGUAAACUCUUAACACUUUUUAAAUAAAACAUAUAAUAUUAACA